AUGACGAGUACUUGCUGCUCUGGCUCGAGCAACCCUACGGCGAAGCGGAAGCGCGGCCGCCAGCCAGGUUCGAAGAAUAAGCCUAAGAAUAUUCCGGUGGCCAACUGCAUGCCGCAGGUCGCCACCCUCCAUCAACACGUACUCCAAAUCCACGCUGGCGGCGACGUCGCAGAAACCAUCGCCGCCUUUGCUCGUGGCUGUCGCAAUUUCGGAGUCUGCGUCCUCUCAGCCUCCGGCCCUAUCUCAGCCGCCGUCUUGUGGGAGGCAUCUCCGUACCCCUCAACACUCACAUUCCAAGGUAGCUUUUUUCUUAUUUCUUUCAUGGCCACAUUUCUUCCUGGAGGUAGCGAAGGAAGUAUGGCGGUGACUUUAGCCGGGCCACACGGUCAGGUGUUGGGUGGGGUGGUGGCAGGGCCGGUGGUGGCUGCUGGAAAGGUGAUUGUGGUGGCGGCAACCUUCGCCUCCUCGGCAUUGCACCGCUUUGGUGCUGUGAAUAAUACAUCGGAGAUAAAAUUGAGGCAUUUUUGA
This is a messenger RNA of Dendrobium catenatum, 528 nucleotides long. RefSeq names its product AT-hook motif nuclear-localized protein 17-like. The record is from RefSeq and is a predicted model, not a curated record. Gene Ontology annotation, molecular function: DNA-binding transcription factor activity; minor groove of adenine-thymine-rich DNA binding. NCBI's taxonomy places the organism in Eukaryota, Viridiplantae, Streptophyta, Magnoliopsida, Asparagales, Orchidaceae. Gene Ontology annotation, cellular component: nucleus. Bases 1 to 528 code for a protein of 175 amino acids. The transcript has a single exon.